Molecule: messenger RNA, 966 nt
Organism: Pimephales promelas (fathead minnow)
Lineage: Eukaryota; Metazoa; Chordata; Actinopteri; Cypriniformes; Leuciscidae
Gene: gpr135
Product: G protein-coupled receptor 135
Biological process (GO): G protein-coupled receptor signaling pathway
Cellular component (GO): membrane
Molecular function (GO): G protein-coupled receptor activity
Source: RefSeq, a predicted model, not a curated record
AGGGUACGGGGUAGCAUUAUUUACUCCGAGCACAGUGUAGGGCAUCAAAGAACUACAUAGGGACCAUCCGUGACAUCGGAACGCAUAGGCUACUCGUUUUACUGUGAUACGGACACGGGAGAUACUGACAAGGGAUGAAUUCUCUUCCACCCUGUGGAUGCGCCCUAACCGUGUCCAAUGGAUCUCCACAGCAUCAGCAACACGACCGCGGACAACAUGUCAGGUUCGGACUUCAUUUUAGAGAUUGUGAGCAUCAAACCCGUUGUAAACAGCAACUAUACACCCGGGGGCGAGAUGAACCGAAACCCCCCUGUGUUGAGUUCGGAGGGGAACUCGGUUCUCCAGGGCAUCGCGGUGGCCGCGCAGGCGCUGCUCCUCCUGGCCAUCUUCUUACUGUCCAGUCUGGGUAAUUCAGCGGUCGUGGUGGUUAUAAUCAAACACAGGCAGUUGAGAACGGUCACUAACGCUUUCAUCAUGUCCCUCUCCCUCUCUGAUUUUCUCACAGCCGUUCUUUGUUUACCCUUCUCCUUCUUGAUGCUCUUCAGCAAGGAUGGCAGCUGGAUGUUUGGAGAGCCUUUCUGCAUCGCCAACGGGUUCUUUAACACCUGUUUCGGCAUUAUCUCCACCUUGACCAUGACUCUCAUCUCAUUCGACAGGUAUUACGCUAUCGUCAGGCAGCCGCAAGCUAAAAUCGGCCGGAGGAGAGCGAUCCAGCUCCUGGCGGCCGUUUGGUUCUCCGCUGUGCUCUUCUCGUUUCCUUGGUACCUGAUUAUGGAGACCUCCGGGCGCUUGGUGGUGCACAAACAGGGCUUUUACCAUUGCAUGUACGUGUUCCACUCGGGCACCUCUAGGAUGGGCACCACCUACAGUAUCGCUUUAAUAGUAGCGUGUUACCUGCUUCCCUUCGCCCUCAUGUGCUUCUGCCACUAUAACAUCUGUAAAACCGUUCGGCUGUCGGAGAUCAGG